Messenger RNA from Fusarium tjaetaba, 519 nucleotides. RefSeq names its product glycine cleavage system H. The coding region runs from base 1 to 519 and encodes 172 amino acids. Gene Ontology annotation, biological process: protein lipoylation; glycine decarboxylation via glycine cleavage system. NCBI's taxonomy places the organism in Eukaryota, Fungi, Ascomycota, Sordariomycetes, Hypocreales, Nectriaceae. Gene Ontology annotation, cellular component: cytoplasm; mitochondrion; glycine cleavage complex. The record is from RefSeq and is a predicted model, not a curated record. The transcript is spliced from 3 exons.
AUGUCUGGUCUCUUUGCUCGUCAAGCUUGGGCUUCUGCCUCUAAGCUCCGAUCUACUGCUCUCCGAGCUCCCAAGACUGCCUUUGCCUGCAAAGUCAACAGCAUUGCUCCCCGACGAUGCUUCUCAGUUUCCAUGAACCUCCUCGCAAGGAAAUACACUGAGAGCCACGAGUGGGUUGACGUCGCCGCCGAUGGCAAGACCUGCACUAUUGGCAUCUCCAACUACGCUGCUGAAGCUCUCGGCGACGUUGUCUAUGUGGAACUUCCCUCUAAGGGCGAGGAUGUCUCUGAGGGCGACUCUUUCGGCAGCGUAGAGUCCGUCAAGUCUGCCUCCGACAUCAACUCCCCUGUAUCAGGCUCUGUUGUGGCGGUCAACGAUCCUAUCGUCGACACACCCGCUGAUCUCGGAAAGGACCCUGAGGGCGAGGGCUGGUUGAUCAAAGUUGAGGCUGAGGAUGUUUCUGCCCUUGAUUCAUUGAUGGACGAGGCUGCUUAUGCUAAGCACCUUGAGGAGCAUUAA